UGUGAAGGCCAUUCACAUUCCUGCUUCCUGUGAUGGCGAAACCGCCAGUAUUUUUUACCUUCCAGUUCUCCAUCCCCGCUGCGCUGCCUACGGCGGCAGUAUGGCGUAGCAUGAGCAUAGCUCUCCGUCGCCACGCACCCCAAAACCCAUAAAAGGCUCGAGACCGCGGCCAGCUACCGAGCCUUAAACACGCGCUCUCUCCUCCUGCAUCUCCGCCCGCCAUGGACUCCAUCCCGCCGCCCGCGCCGCCGUACGCCGGGGACCCCCUCGCCGUCACCAUCCCCCCGCCGUCAUUGCCGCCGCCGCCUUCCUCCUCGCUCAACCUCUCCCCGUCGCUCCUCAUCAUCGCCGCGCUCCUCGCCUUCGUCUUCUGCGCCUCCAUCUCCAUCCACUUCCUCCUCCGCUGCCUCUCCUCGCGCCAAACGUCCUCGCCGGCACCGACCGCUGUCUCCAGGGCGCUCGGCGCCUCCUCCCGCUCCGACGCCGAGGCGGCCGCCCCUUCGGAGACACCCGCGGCGGGCCCGGCGGCAGCGGCAGCGGGCGAGGUGGUCGACGACGAGAAGGAGCGGCUGAUCGCGUCGCUUCCGCUAUUCACCAUGGCGUCGGCCCUGGCGGCGCUGCCCAAGAGCUCCCCCGACUGCGCCGUCUGCCUGUCGCCGUUCGUGCCCGACGCCGAGCUGCGGCUGCUCCCGGCGUGCCGCCACGCGUUCCACGCCGCCUGCGUCGACGCGUGGCUCCGCAACACGCCGUCCUGCCCGCUCUGCCGCGCCGCCAUCUCGCUCCCGCACCCGCCUCUUCCCACCGCCUACACCGCCGCCGCCGCCGCGCAGCAGGAGCCGCUGGACGCGAGGAGCAGCAGCAACGCGUCCAGGAGCUUCCGCGUCGAGAUCGGCAGCGUGAGCAACCGACGCUCGUCCGCCGCGGGGGACGACCGCCGCACAUACUCCCUCGGCUCCUUCGACUACCGCGUGGACGAGGAGGUGGAGGCCGUGGUGGCGCGCAUCGCGCGCCCCGCGGCGGCGGCGGCCAAGUCGGCGGUGGCCGGGCAGCGCGCCGCGCCGCAGGGCCCGGGCGAGGCGCUGGCGGAGGCGGCGGGGUCGCGCGGGUGGCUCCGGGAGUACGUGGACCGGCUGGCCUCCUCGGCGUCGUCCCUCUCGGGGCGGUGGAGCGCGCGGUGGAGCCAGAGCCACCACAGCCACCGGCAGGAGGACUCGUGGCGGUGGGACCCCGAAGCGGCGGCCAUGGCGGCGCCCCGUCCGGCGGACGAGGACGAGGCGGGCCUCAUGGGCCUGUACCGCUGGAUCGUAGGCGUAUAAUAGGAGGAUUAUAAUUACAAUUAGCCCGUCUGUAAUUUCGGACCCCUGAAGUUUUUUUUGUCGACUUCCAUAUUAUAUUAGGACUCUGAUGUACGUAAAAAUAGAAUCGGCCCCAGAGCCAGAUGAUGAGCUUUGUUGGAUCGAAGCUUCCGUUGAUUUGGGC
Triticum aestivum (bread wheat) is the source of this 1479-nucleotide messenger RNA. Its product is annotated as E3 ubiquitin-protein ligase ATL4-like. Bases 222 to 1316 code for a protein of 364 amino acids. NCBI's taxonomy places the organism in Eukaryota, Viridiplantae, Streptophyta, Magnoliopsida, Poales, Poaceae. Gene Ontology annotation, biological process: protein ubiquitination. The transcript has a single exon. The record is from RefSeq and is a predicted model, not a curated record.